Saccoglossus kowalevskii is the source of this 402-nucleotide messenger RNA. RefSeq names its product 300 kDa antigen AG231-like. Lineage: Eukaryota; Metazoa; Hemichordata; Enteropneusta; Harrimaniidae. The record is from RefSeq and is a predicted model, not a curated record.
AUGAAAACUGAAGAUCACACAAGUCUUGAAGAUCUCACAAGAUUAAAGAUCACACUAGAAUUGAAGAUCUCACAAGAAUUGAAGAUCUCACAAGAUCUGAUGAUCUCACAAGAAUUGAAGAUCACACAAGAAUUGAAGAUCUCACAAGAACUGAAGAUCACACAAGAACUGAAGAUCUCACAAGAAUUGAAGAUCUCACAAGUAUUGAAGAUCACACUAGAACUGAAGAUCACACAAGAUCUGAAGAUCACACAAGAUCUCAAGAUCUCACAAGAAUUGAAGAUCACGCAAGAAUUGAAGAUCUCACAAGAACUGAAGAUCUCACAAGAAUUGAUAAGAAUUGAAGAUCUCACAAGAAUUGAAGAUCUUAUGAGAACUGAAGACCUCACAAGAACUGCAUGA